AUGGCUGCGUUGCGGAAGGUGGCUGUGGGAAGUGCAGGAGCCCUGGGUCUAGCGACUGUCGGCACUGCCUUUGUGUAUCGGCCGAACCCAUGGUCCAAUCCGCCGAGUGACCCGCUGAGCGAGCGCGCGGGCCAGGAGGAAGAGAGCUUCCUCAUGAAGACCUCUAGGCUCUUCACGUUCGUCACGGGCACGGCCGCCUUUUCGAUCCUGAUGCAUGUCCUGAACACCUUCGAGCUGAAAGAAGACGAGCACUACAGGAAGUUCCUCAGCCUGGUGGAGGAGAGGCCAAGCGGGGUGCCCCUCCUCACGGUGUGCAAUCACUGCUCACCGGUAGACGACCCUGGCGUGCUCGUGGGCAUGCUCCCGGCCAGGGUGACGGUGAGGCCGGAGCUGAUGCGCUGGACCAUCUGCGCGCAGGAGAUUUGCUUCAAGUGGACCGCCGCGGGGACGGGGUUCGGCUCGGCGAAGGUGAUGCCGAUCGCGAGGGGUAGCGGGAUAGACCAGCGCUUGCUGCUGAACUUCUACCGCCGAUUGCUGGGAGGAGGCUGGUGCCACAUCUUUCCGGAGGGGCACUGCGAGCAGGGCGGCUCCCUCGGCGGGCGGGCGGCGGGCGCGGGCCGCGACGAGCACGGCCGUCUCAAGUGGGGGGUCGGCAAGAUGAUCGCGCACGCCCCCGUCACGCCCGUGGUGAUCCCGCUCUUCCACACGGGCAUGGCCAACCUCGUCCCGAUCAACCCCCUCACCCGAAAGAUCCUGCACGCCCUGCCGAGGAUGGGACACACGGUCACCGCCCGCGCGGGGAGAGCAAUAACUUUUGACGACCUGCUAGAGGACCACGAGAGACGGCACGGCCGGCUCCGAAAGCUCGCGCUCCCACCAGAGUCUUCCCCUCCUCCUGCGGGCGACAGCAGUGGCGGGGAAGGGCCGCCGCCAGGAAUUUUUUCCACCUCCUCCUCCGUUGUGAUCCCGGGGGGCGGCGAAGGGGACGUCCUCUGGAGGUCUACGCGCGAGGAGCGGCAACUGUACAGCAGGAUUGCUCGAAGGGUGGAGGAGGCGCUGCUCCAGCUGGAGGCGGAGGCGAGGCGAGAUCUGGGGCAGCGGUACCCCGGGUACCCGGCGGAAUCCGCGGCGCUCCUGGCGGCGGAAGGCAGCGAGGGCGGCGGGCCUCGAGAUUGAGAGGGAGGGGGUGGAGGUGGUAUUGGAUGGCGGCCUUGGGUUAAGGCCCCGAUACUGAGAGGCACAUCGCGAGGUUGCGGUGUGCCGCCAGUGUGGUUGGGUUUACCUGUAGGAAGUCUUAUUUGGCACCAAGCGAGCCCCUCUCCCUGCCUUGUAUUGGUCGUGCUGUGCUCUCUUGUUUGUUCAUUGUGCCGGUCGGUGACCCUUGCUCUGGCGGAAGGCGCUUUUCUUGUCACUAACUAAAGUAUGUGCCUGUCCAUAUCCAAUGUGAUUCCGUACGUGUUGAAAGUACAAUAC
Messenger RNA from Ectocarpus sp. CCAP 1310/34, 1473 nucleotides. The record is from the annotation of a GenBank genome assembly. NCBI's taxonomy places the organism in Eukaryota, Phaeophyceae, Ectocarpales, Ectocarpaceae.